AUGGAUGGGGAUAAACUGAAAUGUUCAUGUAAUCAUCAAAAGUGUCAGAAUCGUAAUUAUGCUAAUGAGAAUACAAUUCGAUUACAUUUGGUGAAGCAUGGAUUCGUGCCAUAUUAUUAUAAAUGGAUUCUACAUGGGGAACGCUGCACAAGUAAUAUUGAUAGUCAAAACAUAAAUGUUAUGAUAGCGGAGUCUGUUCAAGAGGUUGAUAAUAACACAAGCAAUACAUAUGAGCAAAUGGUAAUGGAUGUAGCAGAUCCUGAUUUCUUUCAGGAUGUAAUGGAGGAGCCUCCAAAUCCAUCAGCUCAAAAAUUGUAUGACAUAUUACAAGCUGCUAAUCAAGAGGUGUGGCCAGGUUGUGAAACUCAUUCGCAGCUCUUAGUUGUUGCAAGGAUGUUGAACAUCAAGGCAGAACAUCAUUUGUCAGAAAGGUGUUUUGAUGACAUCUGCCAACUUAUGAAAGAGGUGUUACCGGAUGAAAAUUUAAUGACUAAAAACUUUUACAGUACGAAGAAGUUGGUCCAAGCAUUGGGCCUACCGGUUGAGAAGAUUUAUUGUUGUGCUAAUGGAUAUGCAACUGCAUGGAAGCAUUUUAAUAAAACACAUCCUUCAUUUGUUGUUGAGGUUCGGAAUGUAAGACUAGGACUGUGCACCGAUGGGUUUCAACCAUUCGGUCAGUCUGGACAACAAUAUUCAUCUUGGCCAGUCAUUGUCACUCCUUACAAUUUGCCUCCUUGGUUAUGUAUGAAGGAUGAGUAUAUGUUCCUAACGGUAAUAGUUCCUGGUCCGAGAAACCCAAAAGACAAAUUGGAUGUGUACUUACAGCCCCUUAUUGCAGAGUUGAAACAGUUGUGGGAAGUUAGAUUUAAGACAUAUGAUGCAUCAAAGAAGAAUAAUUUUAAUAUAAGGGUUGCGUUAUUAUGGACAAUAAGUGAUUUCCCUGCAUAUUCAUUGUUGUCCGAUUGGAGCACAGCCAGCGAGACUGCUUGUCCAUAUUGUAGGAAUGAUUCAGAUGCAUUCACAUUAACAAAGGGUGGUAAACAAUCAUGGUUUAACAAUCACCGUAAAUUCUUACUAGCUAACCAUCCUUUCAGACGGAACAAAAUUGCUUUUAGAAAGAACAAGACAGUCAUAAAAAGUGCUCCCCCCAUUCUAUCUAGUGAGGAAAUUUUAGAACAAAUAGAACAUCUAGGAUUAAUGUAUGUCACAGAUAUGGGUGCAGAUGAGAAUAACAGUCGCAAAGCAAAAAACAUGGGUUGGAAGAAACGAAGCAUUUUUUGGGAUUUGCCAUAUUGGAGUACUAACAUGUUUUGCCACAACCUGGAUGUCAUGCAUAUAGAGAAAAAUGUAUUUGAAAAUAUUUUUAAUACUGUGAUGAAUGUUGAAGGGAAGACGAAGGACAAUGCAAAAUCAAGGGAAGAUUUGAAAGAGUUUUGUCACCGACCUAAGUUAGAGAGGGAUAUGGCAAUAAGAAAGUAUCCUAAAGCACAAACAAUCAAAAGCAGUGUUGUGUGA
Messenger RNA from Hevea brasiliensis (rubber tree), 1515 nucleotides. RefSeq lists its product as uncharacterized. The coding region runs from base 1 to 1515 and encodes 504 amino acids. The transcript has 2 exons. Lineage: Eukaryota; Viridiplantae; Streptophyta; Magnoliopsida; Malpighiales; Euphorbiaceae. The record is from RefSeq and is a predicted model, not a curated record.